Molecule: messenger RNA, 342 nt
Organism: Lactuca saligna
Lineage: Eukaryota; Viridiplantae; Streptophyta; Magnoliopsida; Asterales; Asteraceae
Source: the annotation of a GenBank genome assembly
AUGAAGAAACGUCAAGUUGUGGUUAAGAAGAGUAGUUCUAACAGAACUUCAAGUGCAUCUAUGAUUCAGAGAAUCCGCUAUGGAGAGUGCCAGAAGAAUCACGCGGCAAACAUCGGAGGGUAUGCUGUCGAUGGCUGCAGGGAGUUCAUGGCAAGUGGAGAAGAAAGCACAACAGCUGCCCUUGUGUGCGCCGCCUGUGGCUGCCACCGGAGCUUCCACCGGAGAGAAGUCGAUGAAGUUGUGUAUGAAGAUGGACUUGGAAGUCACAUGGAUACAGCAAACAAGCCUCCAGCUUUACAGCUUCAAUCUUCAGCACUUUCACGGAUGGAUCUUGUCCCCUAA